CAUCCAAACAGUUCACAAAGGCAUUUCUUGAUAUUUCAACUUUUCAAAAUAUUUCAUUUUUGUUAUCGGAAAAACAAGAUGGGGUUAUCGGAAAAUGUGGAUUCCGGCAAGGUGGCCGGACAGAAAUCUCAGUUUUCUCAGACUUGUAACCUUUUGAGUCAAUUCUUGAAGAAAAAAGGUUCUGUUGGAGAUCUUAAUAAUCUUGGCAUCUACAAAACUACUUUUGAACCAACUGGAUCUCAACAAACUGCUACCACCACUACAACUACUAUGAAUUUGUUGCCAAUGAUUGAGAAAUCAAGUGAUUCAUCGUCGUCAUCGUCGUCCGUUGAAACAAAUCCUCAAAAACCCAUGAAUCUUUUCCCUCAAGAAUUUGAUUUCUCCAAAGAACAAUCCACAAAAAAGACUGAAUCUUGGAUAUCUGAUCAACCAGAAAAGGCACAAAUGACCAUUUUUUAUGGGGGACAAGUCAUUGUUUUUGAUGAUUUUCCAGCUGAUAAAGCAAAUGAGAUCAUGAAAUUAGCCAACAAGCAAAACCCCACAAACAACUUCACUUAUACUAUGAUGAAGAAUCAAAAAACAGCUGAUCAAUCUGGUGCAAAUUUUGGUAACAAAUUGAUUCAAGAACUCCCAAAAGUGUCAAUGCCACAGACUUCUGUUGCUGAUUUACCAAUCGCGAGGCGGAAUUCACUUACAAGAUUCUUGGAGAAAAGGAAAGAUAGAGUAACAUCAAUUGCACCAUACCAAAUCUCCAACAACAAGAAAUCCAAGAAUGAGGAAAACAAGGCAUGGUUGGAUUAGGUGCUCAAUUUGUUAAAACUGAGCAAUACUUUUAGUUACUUUUCUUGGAUUUUCAUUUUUUGAUGAUUGAAGAAGGGGAGUCUUGAC
Solanum verrucosum is the source of this 888-nucleotide messenger RNA. Its product is annotated as protein TIFY 10A-like. Lineage: Eukaryota; Viridiplantae; Streptophyta; Magnoliopsida; Solanales; Solanaceae. The transcript has 2 exons. Gene Ontology annotation, biological process: response to wounding; regulation of jasmonic acid mediated signaling pathway; regulation of defense response. The record is from RefSeq and is a predicted model, not a curated record. The coding region runs from base 79 to 801 and encodes 240 amino acids. Gene Ontology annotation, cellular component: nucleus.